Aegilops tauschii subsp. strangulata is the source of this 618-nucleotide messenger RNA. RefSeq lists its product as uncharacterized. The record is from RefSeq and is a predicted model, not a curated record. NCBI's taxonomy places the organism in Eukaryota, Viridiplantae, Streptophyta, Magnoliopsida, Poales, Poaceae. Gene Ontology annotation, molecular function: protein binding.
AUGUCGACGACACAGACGACCCCCGGCGACGGCACCACCGAGCCUUCAUCAGGUUCAGCGCGGUGGUCCGACCUCCCCGACGACCUCCUCGGCAAUGUCCACGUCAGGAUCGCCACCCUGCACGACCACGUGCGCCUCGCCGCCGUCUGCAGGUCGUGGCGCGCCGCCACGGCGCGGCUCCCGGCGCCGCCCGCCGUCCCGCUGCUGCUCGUCUCGCCGUGCAGCAACCGGUCCAGCGGGAGGAAGCACCUGUGCGGGCCCGACUACGCCUGGGUCACGCGCGUCCCGAGCAAGGUGGACAACAAGUUGUUCGUCGGCUCGCACGAUGGCGGCUGGGUCACCGCCUUCGACAACCGCGAGCUCACGCUCGUGAACCUCUUCUCCAGCGCCGAGAUGCCGGUGCGCGCACUGAGGCCAGGCCGUCUAAGGCAAAAUCCCAUCGCGAAAAUCAUCUUCUCCGACGCCCCUACCUCCUCCAACGGCUGCGUCCUCGCCGCCAUCACCGACGAUAGGCUCAACAUUGCAUUGUGGCAAAGUUGGCAAAGGCAGUGCCAGUGGGUGGACCGUGACAACUUGGCACAAGAAGAUGUUCGCGGACAUCGCCUUCUGCGACGGUGA